AUGUUGCAAAUGUUGCUCCUUUUACCUGGCAUAAUAGCGGAAUCAUUUUGGAUGACCGCCGAUUUGCUGAGGGUGGACUGGAGUGAGGGAUGUUUAACUACUGCCGGUUGUUCUCACCCCAGAUUUGAGAAUGAUCGCUUCCAGAUAAUUGGUGAUUUGCUCCCACUAACUGAGGAGAUCUCUAUCAGUUGGACUAUCUCCGAGCAUUUUGUGCAGGAUACCUCGCGCUCAUUCGUGUCCCAUUGGGCAAAAGGUAAGCCGAAAGAUCUGAAGCUCAGGUGCCAGGUGGUUGGCACCGAUCCGCUCUAUGGAUUUCCACGAGUCUGUGACCAUACCGCGUUAGUUCGGGCCUUUCCGGAUGGAAUCGACGAAUUCUUGGAACGGAGGCGACGCCAGGCGACAGUCACGACCACCCCAAUGCCAGAAGAGGAACUGGGCAAAAGGCUGAUUGAAAUUCGGGCCAGAUGUUUUAACGCCACUGUGGCAGGGGAGAAGCAUACGGAGAGAUGUCCAUGGUGCCCGGACCCAUCGGAUGUGGCGCUCAUCGAACAGAGGAUACCAGAGGAUCCAUCGUCAGCCUCUUCAACUUCGAUUUUUUCCCGAUUAAAGAGUGACGAGAACAUUUUGCAAGCUUCUGUGUUGACACUGGCAGCGAUCUCUGUUUUGACUUCGAUGAGUUUUGCUUGUGCACUUGUUGCUCUUCUUGGACAGAAAAGGUCUCAUCGGCAGAUUACGGUAAAGACGCGCUGUCAGCCAUAUUCUCCACCAAACUGCAAAAUCUCAGAGGAAGAGAAUAGAUACGAUAUGCCAUGGGAACAAACACUUCCGCUUACAUAUUGCCUUUCUUCUUCAUCAAAGUCAACGACGACAUCACCGCUGGACUCGACAUCGUCGUUUGGUGCAUCUUCUGCAAUUGCCAACCCAUAUAGCUUCCGACCCGGGUGCACGUUACAGCAGACGCAAAUUUACCAUCAUGUCUCUCCAAAAUCUUCCACAACUGCCGGACGUGACUCUGGAUUGGGAUCCGUCUAA
Messenger RNA from Cylicocyclus nassatus, 1032 nucleotides. NCBI's taxonomy places the organism in Eukaryota, Metazoa, Nematoda, Chromadorea, Rhabditida, Strongylidae. The record is from the annotation of a GenBank genome assembly.